CCUCCUCUGGGAACGAGGCUGGCUGACCUUUCUGGCUCCUCGCCGCCAUUGCUCUCGUUUCUCGGCACCUGGCAAGCACCGCGAUGGCCUUCGUUUCAGCCAGAAUCACGGGCGCCCUAGCCAAGCAGAUCGCCCGCACGGUCACCAAGUACCCAACCAAAUGCAUUGGGGUAAGUUCGGUCGCCGUGCGCGCCCUAUCCACCUCGAACCGCCUGUACGCCGGUGCCGGCUCAGCCGAGGUUUCGUCCAUCUUAGAAGAACGCAUCCUCGGCCAGACUACCACUUCCAACCUCGAAGAAACCGGCCGCGUCCUCUCCAUCGGCGACGGUAUCGCCCGCGUGUACGGACUGAAGAACAUCCAGGCUGAGGAGAUGGUGGAAUUCUCCAGCGGCCUCAAGGGCAUGGCGCUCAACCUCGAGCCCGACAAUGUGGGUAUCGUGGUCUUCGGUAACGACAAGCUCAUCAGGGAAGGUGACAUUGUCAAGCGUACGGGCGCUAUCGUCGACGUCCCCGUCGGUCCCGAGCUUCUGGGUCGCGUGGUCGACGCCCUCGGCAACCCCAUCGACGGCAAGGGACCCGUCGCGUGCAAGGGCAGGGCUCGUGUCGGAGUCAAGGCCCCAGGCAUCAUCCCCCGUAUCUCCGUGAAGGAGCCCAUGCUUACGGGCAUCAAGGCCGUCGACAGCCUUGUCCCCAUUGGCCGUGGCCAGCGAGAACUCAUCAUCGGCGACAGGCAAACUGGUAAGACCGCCAUCGCCAUCGACACCAUCAUCAACCAGAAGCACUUCAACGAUGGCAGUGACGAGAAAAAGAAGCUGUACUGUAUCUACGUUGCCAUCGGCCAGAAGAGGAGCACAGUUGCGCAGAUCCUGAAGCGCCUCACCAGCGCGGACGCAAUGAAGUACACCAUCAUUGUGAGCGCCACCGCUUCGGACGCCGCCCCUCUGCAGUACCUGGCCCCCUACGCCGGCUGCGCCAUGGGAGAGUACUUCAGGGACAACGGCAUGCACGGCCUUAUCAUCUACGACGAUCUCUCCAAGCAGGCCGUGGCCUAUCGGCAGAUGUCGCUGCUGCUGCGUCGUCCCCCCGGCCGCGAGGCCUAUCCCGGUGACGUCUUCUACCUGCACUCCCGCCUGCUCGAGCGUGCGGCCAAGAUGAAUGACACCUUCGGCGGCGGCUCCCUCACCGCCCUGCCAGUCAUUGAGACCCAGGCCGGAGACGUGUCCGCCUACAUCCCGACCAACGUAAUUUCCAUCACAGAUGGACAGAUCUUCCUUGAGACGGAGCUCUUCUACAAGGGUAUUCGGCCUGCCAUUAACGUCGGCCUGUCCGUGAGCCGCGUCGGCUCCGCUGCGCAGACCAAGGCCAUGAAGCAGGUUGCGGGGUCCAUGAAGCUGGAGUUGGCCCAGUACCGUGAGGUUGCAGCCUUCGCCCAGUUCGGAUCCGACCUUGACGCAGCGACCCAGCAACUGCUGAACAGGGGUGUCAGGCUGACGGAACUGCUCAAGCAGGGACAGUAUACGCCCAUGGCCAUUGAGGAGCAGGUGGCGGUCAUCUACACCGGAGUCCGCGGCUACCUGGACAAGUUGGACCCGUCCCAGAUCAACCGCUUCGAGGCAGAGUUCCUGCCACACAUCAGGUCGACACAGAAGGAGCUGCUUGCCACCAUCGCCAAGGAGGGCCACAUCAGUCCGGACACAGAUGCCAAGCUGAAGAAGAUUGUGGUCGACUUCAUGGCGUCCUUUCAGGCCUGAGGCGGUUGGAAGCCAGCACCGGGGGUUGAAGGAGACCAUUCCGCCGUGAAGGGGCCAUCAUAGGACUAUAUUUCGUAUGGAAGUGGCUUGGGCCAUGCACGGGCUCUUUGUGAAUAAAUAGUUUUCCCACAGUCAAA
This is a messenger RNA of Ixodes scapularis (black-legged tick), 1888 nucleotides long. Its product is annotated as ATP synthase subunit alpha, mitochondrial. The transcript has a single exon. The coding region runs from base 84 to 1751 and encodes 555 amino acids. Gene Ontology annotation, biological process: proton motive force-driven ATP synthesis; proton transmembrane transport. Gene Ontology annotation, molecular function: ADP binding; ATP binding; proton-transporting ATP synthase activity, rotational mechanism. The record is from RefSeq and is a predicted model, not a curated record. Lineage: Eukaryota; Metazoa; Arthropoda; Arachnida; Ixodida; Ixodidae.